This is a messenger RNA of Vitis riparia (riverbank grape), 3158 nucleotides long. Its product is annotated as NF-X1-type zinc finger protein NFXL2. NCBI's taxonomy places the organism in Eukaryota, Viridiplantae, Streptophyta, Magnoliopsida, Vitales, Vitaceae. The coding region runs from base 80 to 2704 and encodes 874 amino acids. Gene Ontology annotation, cellular component: nucleus. The record is from RefSeq and is a predicted model, not a curated record. The transcript has 13 exons. Gene Ontology annotation, molecular function: zinc ion binding; DNA-binding transcription factor activity, RNA polymerase II-specific; RNA polymerase II transcription regulatory region sequence-specific DNA binding. Gene Ontology annotation, biological process: regulation of DNA-templated transcription.
CUCAGUUUGAAUUUGGGCUUUCGUUUGUUUAAGAGAGGCGUGUGAGUGACAGUGGAGUCUAGUCCCGGGCUUUCACCAGAUGGCUUCAAGGACCCACCAACCACCGCCACUCUCUCUCUCGUCGGAUUCAGAUACCGAUUCCGAGGGAAAUUCCGGCGGAGUAGAGACUCUCCGGCACGGUGACCUCUCGGACUCUAUCUUCAAAUCCUACAUUCAGAUCACAGGUCGUUCAUCGCCUGAUCUCUCGAAAAUCCAAUCUUUCCUCACAUCAUCGCGCUCCGGGGCUCUGUCAUGCCUAAUUUGCCUGGAGCGGAUCCGGCCCUCUGAUCCCACCUGGUCUUGCACCUCCGGCUGCUUUGCCGUCUUCCACCUCAUCUGCAUCCAAAGCUGGGCCCGCCAAGCCUCCGACCUCUCCGCUUCACGCGCCACUGCACGCCUGUCCGCCGAUCUCUUCCCCGCCGCAGCAGCAAAGGCCAUUGAAGACGCCGCCUGGCAUUGCCCCAAGUGCCGAUUCGAGUAUUCUAAAGCCCUAAUCCCCAAAGCUUACUUCUGUUUUUGUGGUAAAUUACAAGACCCACCGAGGGACCCGUGGAUCUUACCGCAUUCAUGCGGCGAAACAUGUAAUCGCCCACUGAAGAACAAUUGUGGCCACUAUUGUUUGCUGCUCUGCCACCCUGGCCCCUGUCCAUCCUGCCCAAAACUUGUGCAAGCUCGUUGUUUUUGUGGGUCUGUCGAAGAUGUUCAGCGAUGUGGGUUCAAGAAAUUUUCGUGUAAGAAUGUUUGUUCCAAGUUAUUGGAUUGUGGGAUUCACCGGUGUUCGGAUACUUGUCAUGAUGGCCCUUGCCCUCCUUGUCAAGCUCGCAGUGUUUAUCGGUGUCAAUGUGGAGAGAUAGAAGAAGAGAGGGAGUGCUGCGAUCGGGUCUUUCGGUGUGACGUCCCGUGUGGGAGAGUGCUUGGGUGUGGGAAGCAUGCGUGCAGUAAAGGUUGUCAUUCGGGUGUGUGUGGUCAGUGCCCACUUCAGGGAAGGAGGACAUGCCCUUGUGGGAAGAGGGUGUAUGAAGGGAUGGCUUGUGAUGUCUCGGUGCCACUCUGUGGAGCCACUUGUGAUAAGAUGUUGAGCUGCGGGUUUCAUAGUUGCCCGGAGCGAUGCCAUAGAGGCCAAUGCAUUAAGACUUGCAGGACUGUUGUCAUUAAAGGAUGUCGGUGUGGUAGCUUGAAGAAAGAGGUUCCUUGCUAUCAAGAUUUGGCAUGUGAAAGGAAAUGUCAGAAAGUACGAGAUUGCGGACGCCAUGCUUGUAAACGUCGAUGCUGUGAUGGGGAUUGCCCACCAUGCUCUGAGAUUUGUGGCAAGAGGCUUAGAUGUAAGAACCACAAGUGCCCUUCUCCAUGCCAUAGAGGUCCCUGCGCUCCUUGCCCUGUCAUGGUGACAAUUUCAUGUUCGUGUGGUGAGACACAUUUUGAGGUUCCUUGUGGUACUGAAACAGAACAGAAGCCUCCAAAAUGUUCCAAGUUAUGUCACAUAACUCCUUUAUGCAAACAUGGAUCAGAUUGUAAGCCACAUCGAUGCCAUUAUGGAGCUUGCCCCCCAUGUCGACUGCUAUGUGAAGAAGAAUUCCCAUGUGGCCAUAAGUGCAAGCUCAGGUGUCAUGGCCCUAAACCACCACCUAAUCCUGAAUUCACAUUGAAACCUAAGAAAAAGAAGUCAAAUCAUCAGGCUGAAGGGACUCCUGGUUCACCAUGUCCUCCUUGCUCAGAACUCCUUUGGAGGUCUUGUGUUGGCCAACACAUUGGCACAGAGAGAAUGAUGCUCUGCUCGGAUAGAAAAAAAAUUUCUUGUGAAAAUUUGUGUGGGAAUCUUCUUCCUUGUGGCAAUCACUAUUGUACUAAAACUUGCCAUGCCCUGAUGAGCCAGUUUUUAACAUCAGUUCAGAAUCAAAGAGGCGAGUCCUGCGAAGAUUGCCAUCUACCUUGUGAAAAGGAGAGGAGGCCCAAAUGCCCACAUCCUUGUCCAUCACCAUGUCAUCCAGGAGAAUGUGCCCCUUGCAAAGUGCUUAUAAAAAGAUCAUGUCAUUGUGGUUCCAUGGUCCAUGUUUUUGAGUGCUUGUAUUUCAACAGCUUGUCAGAAAAGGAGCAAAUGACUAUUCGGUCUUGUGGUGGACCCUGCCAUAGAAAGUUACCCAACUGUACUCAUCUCUGCCCAGAGACUUGCCAUCCUGGUCAAUGCCCAUCACCUGAUAAGUGCUCUAAAAAGGUAACUGUUCGCUGUGGAUGUCAGACCUUGAAAAAGGAAUGGCUAUGUCAUGAUGUUCAAGCAGCCUAUCUCAAUGUUAGUUGUGAUCCAAAAGAUGUAUCUAAAAAUCAAUUUGGACUUGGACUUCUUCCUUGCAAUUCAGAGUGUAAGAGUAAAGUGAAGGUGGUUGAUUCAGAAUUACAAUUACGUAAACCGAAAGUUGUGGAGAAGGAGCCACAUGUCGAAAAGCAUGUACCAAAGCGUAGAAAAAGACGGGAACGGGUACAAGAAGUGCAGCAAAUCUCUAGACUGCAGAAAAUUAUUUCCACCACAUGGAGGCUUCUUCUGUAUUUCACCCUUUUGAUGGUUCUGAUAGCAGUGACAUAUUAUGGUUACAAGGGUCUCUUGUGGCUCUCUGACUGGAUGAAUGAAGUUGAAGAGAAAAGAGAAAGAAGAAGAUACCCGCAAAUCUGAUCCUGCUUAAACUAUUUCAUACUGUAGUCUGAGUUUAUCUGCAUGAGGUUGGUUCAUGGAAAUCCCUAGGACUGAUCACUACCAGACAUUCACAUUAUUUUUUCACUUGGAAAGAAAAUGAUUACUCACCAAACAUAUUCAGGAAAAAAAAAAAAGAAAAAAAAGGCUUUGUCACUCGUUGACAGAACAGGAUUUUGCCUUGUGUAUCAUAUAGCAUUGUUAUUAUUUGAUGCCAACUCAUAAAAUAGGAGAAUAGUGUUUGUUGGCACAAACUCUUGUCCAUAUGGGAUUUGUUGAUUUUAGACUUGGAUAGAAUCAUUCAAGAUGUUUGUUUGUGUCACUGGUUUGACGGAACCUUACAAGACCAUUGUGUAUAAGGAAUCAUCGACUAUUUAGUCUUAUGCUUUGGGGCUGAAAUGACUAAUUUAGUACAAUAAUCACUUUCCUUUCAGUA